Lactuca sativa (garden lettuce) is the source of this 1695-nucleotide messenger RNA. Its product is annotated as methyltransferase, putative (DUF21). Gene Ontology annotation, biological process: magnesium ion homeostasis; intracellular manganese ion homeostasis. The record is from RefSeq and is a predicted model, not a curated record. NCBI's taxonomy places the organism in Eukaryota, Viridiplantae, Streptophyta, Magnoliopsida, Asterales, Asteraceae. Gene Ontology annotation, cellular component: cytoplasm.
CUUGGAGAGUCAUAUCCGUUUUUGUAGAGUGGGGUGUUUGGGGGGGUUUUACAACAUUUUUAUUUUACUCCUUGGGUGGAGCAAUCAUACACCAUUUUCAUUGAAAUCCACGAAGAUCCUCCAAAUAUUCUUGUUGAAGUUGCCUCUGCACCAGUAUUAACUUUCCAUUUUUUUCGUCAAAUUCACUGCUUUUUCACAAAUCAAUCACUUGAUUAAGAAGAAACCAAGUGGAAUUCUGUUUGGUUAAUUGAUAUCGAAAGGAAAUGUCGGAAGUGACGUGCUGUGAGACGGAAUUCUUUCUGUAUUUGAUGGUAAUCGUCGGUCUGGUAGCGUUUGCAGGGAUGAUGGCAGGUCUAACGCUUGGACUCAUGUCCCUUGGACUCGUCGACCUUGAAGUUCUCAUCCAGUCCGGUCGCCCUAAAGAUCGCAUACAUGCUUCUAAAAUAUUCCCAGUGGUAAAGAAUCAACAUCUACUGCUUUGUACACUCUUAAUUGGCAAUGCUUUAGCAAUGGAGUCUCUUCCAAUUUUUCUGGAUAAACUUGUUCCUCCAUGGGCUGCAGUUCUGAUAUCAGUGACAUUAAUCUUGAUGUUUGGAGAGAUAAUGCCACAAGCAGUUUGUACACGUUAUGGCUUAACAGUUGGAGCAACACUUGCACCUUUUGUUCGUGUCCUCUUAUGGUUGUUCUUUCCUAUUGCUUAUCCUAUUAGCAAGGCUUUAGAUUGGAUGUUGGGAAAAGGGCAUGCUGCCCUUCUUCGUAGGGCGGAGUUGAAAACUUUUGUGGAUUUUCAUGGCAAUGAGGCUGGAAAAGGAGGAGAUUUGACACAUGAUGAAACUACCAUUAUUGCUGGAGCACUUGAGUUGACUGAAAAAACUGCAAAAGAUGCCAUGACUCCUAUAUCCAAAGCAUUUUCCCUUGAUCUUGAUGGAACUCUUACUUUGGAUACAUUAAAUGCAAUUAUGACAAUGGGUCACAGUAGAGUUCCUGUUUAUUCUGGAGACAGAACAAAUAUUAUCGGAAUUAUCCUGGUUAAGAAUCUGUUAGCAGUUGAUCCAGACGAUGCAGUUCCCAUUAGAAAAAUGUUAUUAAGAAAAGUUCCAAGGGUUACAGACAACAUGCCUCUUUAUGAUAUGUUAAACGAAUUCCAAAAAGGGCAUAGUCAUAUUGCUGUUGUAUACAAAGACCUCAAAAAAUCCAAGCAAACAGAGAAAAGUGCCAACAAAGCAAGUUUAGAUGACGUGGAAAGUGAUGGAGAUGAGAAUAUGGUAAAGAGAAGUCCACCUUCAACUCCUGCUUUCAAGAAGAGACAUAGAGGUUGCUCUUUUUGUAUACUGGAUUUGGAUUCGAAUCCGAUUCCAAAAUAUCCAUCAAAUCAAAUUGUGGUUGGAGUGAUUACAAUGGAAGAUGUCAUUGAAGAGCUUCUUCAGGAGGAGAUAUUGGAUGAAACGGAUGAAUAUGUAAACAUCCACAACAGAAUACGGAUCAACAUGAAUGCAUCACAAGAGAACCUUCUGGAUCCUCAUCCCAUAGCAAAAUGAGAAAAGGUAAAACCGAGUAAAAUAUAGAAUCCGGUAAUUUGUACUUAAUGCAGUAAAAGUUGUGCAUUACUACCAUUAAAGUAGCUUUUGACAAAACAAAACCAACUACUUUUGUUUUAUAUGAUAUUAAAAGGGGAAAUAUCGUGUUGUGUUGUAA